GGGAGCCAAAGCCACCAUGCUAUCAUCGACAAUCUGGCUGUCCAUCCGGUCCGCUCAAAAGACCUGAGCCAUCGUGCUCCGAUCUUGACUGCUUUGCCCCUUCUCUAUGGCCAAAUUGCAGGCUGCCACCGUUUCGCAAAUACCGGUCAAUCGCAAACGGAAACGCCCCGCCAAAGAUCAGGGACCACAGGAAACUGAUCCUAGCCUCGUUCCCCCCAUCGCGGCCACCACGAAAGUCCCCACGAAGACUCAUGAUGGAGGUUCCAAACCCAGAAGGUCGAAAGGCGUAUCGACACCCGCACUCAGCCGAACAAGUUCGUCCUCAAGCCUGGUGGAAUCAGAGGUACCAUGGCCGGAUCACUUCAAGUAUCUAUGCCAGCUGCACCGCGCCUUGAAUAUCGUAUACACAUUUUGCUGCACCCGGAAGCAUUUUGCGACCACGUGGGACAACAUCAAGAGUGCGGUGGAAGGCCACAUCAAGAAGCCGUUGAUUGAGGAUGAUGUGGCGCAGGUCAAGGCCUUGUUGCCCCGAGCCAUCAAUUUCGCAUAUGUCGACGAGGAACACCUGAUGGUCACACUCAUGGGCGAGGAAGAUGGCGUCAGAGGUGGCAGAGCCGAUCAUUUUCGGUCUCUGGAAGAGGAUGAGAGCGCUCCACGAGACAGGUCGGAGUUGUCCAAAGAACUUCUCCUGUUCGAGUUUGUGGAUGGCGACUUGAAAAGACAGGUUGUCGAUCCCAAGACGGGCCAACCCACAAAAGCGACCCAGAAGUUACGCAACGAAGAUCUCAAAAUACCCGUCUUCAGUCAGAAAUCGAUGCUCAAACUCAUCGAAAAGCGAAACGCCAAAUUCACAUCGGCCGUCAAUGCGUUCCUCAAUCAAUGUGCGGAGGAGCAAACAGACCCCGUUGAAAAGAUACUCCAACUAAAAAUGCAAUAUAUGCCCUACCCCUCAACUAGUCGUCCUACGACACCCGGCCCAGAUGCUCGCCUGCAGAAGGCGAUCCCCAAGGAGCGGAAGUCAAUAUCGGACAUUGUGAAGGAGAUUAGCGAGCUCGAAUGGUAUACCGGUCAGAUUGUCCCAGAUGGACACCGUGUGUUCGAUCCCCAGCCAGCCAUCUAUGGUGACCUGAAUUUUCAAUUGUCCCAAAACCUGGUGAAUGCGCUGUACAACAGCAGAGGUAUAACUCAGCUGUACUCGCAUCAAGCGGAAGCCAUCAAUAAUCUGCAUGACGGCCACCAUGUAAUCGUGUCUACGUCGACCAGCUCGGGAAAAUCGCUGAUCUAUCAGAUACCAAUGCUACACGAACUCGAGAAAGAUCCAGAAAGUCGUGGGCUGUACAUUUUCCCCACCAAGGCACUUGCUCAAGAUCAGCGCAGGAGCAUGAAGGAGCUCUUGAAGUACAUUCCAGGAUUGGAGGAGACUGUGGUCGAGACCUUUGACGGCGACACACCCAUGCGGGCACGCAACCAGAUUCGGGAUGAAGGCCGCAUUAUCUUCACGAACCCAGACAUGUUACACAUUACUAUUCUUCCCCAGGAGAGCGGUUGGCGACAAUUUCUACAAAACCUGAAAUUCGUGGUCGUGGACGAGCUGCAUGUGUAUAACGGUUUGUUUGGUGCCCAUGUGGCCUUCAUUAUGCGCCGGUUGCGGCGAAUAUGUGCUGCGGUGGGAAACCGCAAGGUGAAGUUCAUUUCGUGCUCUGCAACAGUGGCCAAUCCAGAAGAGCAUAUGAAGACCAUAUUUGGCGUGGAAAAAGUCAAGUUGACGGAUUUUGAUGGUUCUCCAUCCGGCAGGAAGGAGUUUAUCUGUUGGAAUACACCGUACAAGGAUCCCGGCGAUCCCUCGUCAGGCCGUGGUGAUGCAUUCGCAGAGACGGCGAGGUUAAUCUGCCAUCUCAUUCUACGGGGGGUUCGAACCAUUGCGUUUUGUCGCGUACGGAAGCAAUGUGAGGUCCUGCUGGCGGCAGUCAAGGCCGAAUUCACAAACCUUGAGAGACCAGAAUGUGCUGCUUUGGUCAUGGGCUAUCGUGGAGGGUACUCAGCUCAAGACCGUCGGCGAAUCGAGUCAGAGAUGUUCGGUGGCAAGCUCAUGGGGAUAAUCGCCACCACUGCUCUGGAGCUGGGGGUGGACAUAGGAUCCCUUGAUGCGGUGGUUACGAUGGGUUUCCCAUACACGAUUGCCAACCUGAGACAACAGAGUGGCCGCGCGGGUCGCCGGAACAGAGAUUCGCUUUCUGUUCUUGUUGGUGACUGUUUUGCUGUGGAUCAACACUACAUGCAGAAUCCCGACGAGAUCUUCACCAAGCCUAAUUGUGAACUCCAGGUCGACCUGCAGAAUGAACUUGUCGUGGAAGGGCAUAUCCAGUGCGCUGCUUUCGAAAUGCCCAUCAAGGCAGACGAGGAUGAGAAGUUCCUGGGCAAGAUGUUGCCCGAGAUAUGCGCGGAACGACUGUCCUAUGACCCUAUGGGGUUCUACCACUGCAACGAAAGAUUCCGACCGCUGCCCUCCAGAUGUGUGCCCAUUAGAGAUACCGAAGACAAUCACUUUGCCGUGGUCGAUAUCACGCACGGCCGGAACGUGGUGCUUGAAGAAGUCGAGGCCUCGCGAGCCUUCUUCACUUUGUACGAUGGGGGAAUAUUCUUGCACCAAGGUCGGACAUACAUCGUGAAAGAGUUCUCACCUGAACGCAAAAUCGCGCGAGUUCAACUCGUCAAGGUGGAGUGGACCACGCAGCAAAGAGAUUACACAGACGUGGAUCCAAUUGAAACUGAGCAGGUCCGUCGGGUUUCAGCGAACUCCCUGACCAAAGCAUAUUUCGGUCGCAUCAAAGUGCACGCCGUGGUGUUCGGGUUUUUCAAAGUCGACCAGAAGGGGCGUAUUCUUGACGCGGUGGCUGUGGAUAACCCGCCGAUCAUCAUCCACUCCAAGGGCCUGUGGUUGGAUGUCCCCAAGUACGCGCUGCAAAUCCUCAAGGAUAAACGAUUGAAUCUUGCGGCGGGUAUUCACGCGGCAGAGCACGCAUUGAUGUCCCUCAUGCCGCAAUUUGUGGUCAGCAUGCCUGGCGACGUUCGAACAGAAUGCAAGAACGCGCUGAAGGAAUUCGCAAAGAAGGAGACUCAGCGGAAGAGGCCUGCCAGGCUGACCUUUUACGAUGCAAAGGGCGGGCCCGCCGGCUCCGGAAUAGCGGCAAAGGCAUUUGAAUUCAUCGACAUCCUGCUCGAACGCGCCGUUGCAAGGGUUGCGGCGUGCCACUGCCUCGAGGGCUGUACGGAAUGUAUCUGCGACGAGAGAUGCAAGGAGAAGAACAUGGUCAUGAGCAAAGCCGGUGCAGAAGUGAUUCUGAAGUCUCUCCUGGGCAUGGAAAUCGACAUUGAUGCCCUGCCUGAGGGCGAGGAGGAGCGAGUUCCAGCCGGGGUGGAGACCGUGGUGUUUGCCACUGAGGUGAUGGGUAGGGAUGGGAGGAGGGUGCUUGAGAAGAACUUCAUCAAGAGAGAAAAGAGUGAUGACGACGCUAUUAUCAUCAAGGAUGAGCCCGAGGAUUGACGUUCGUGACUCGAGUCUUGUGUAUGGUAUAUGAAUGAUCAUGACGACGCUUUUAAGGUUACAACGAACCAAUGAAUCAGGGGGUCAAUGGCUC
Cladophialophora immunda is the source of this 3638-nucleotide messenger RNA. RefSeq lists its product as uncharacterized. The coding region runs from base 107 to 3544 and encodes 1145 amino acids. The record is from RefSeq and is a predicted model, not a curated record. The transcript has a single exon. Lineage: Eukaryota; Fungi; Ascomycota; Eurotiomycetes; Chaetothyriales; Herpotrichiellaceae. Gene Ontology annotation, molecular function: ATP binding; nucleic acid binding.